AUGUUCAAACUCCGACUUACAAGCCAUCCCGCGUUUUUCACGUUCAACACAAGUCCCAACUUACCACCAUCUCCUACGUAUGCACAACCGUCGCAACGCAAUGAAGACACGACUCGGACGACGCCUGAUGCAACAACACGAUGUGUUCACCGCAGCUGUAAACAUGACAAAGGGCGCGUGAGAGUCGUGAGGGGAGGCCAACAAGAUGACACCACCGCCGUCUCUGCUCGGCUGCGAGUGAGAUCGCACCACCGCCAUCUCUGCUCGGCUUUGAGUGAGACAACACCGCCGCCGUCUGCUAGGCUCUUCAGCAAAACCUGA
Messenger RNA from Psilocybe cubensis, 321 nucleotides. RefSeq lists its product as uncharacterized. Lineage: Eukaryota; Fungi; Basidiomycota; Agaricomycetes; Agaricales; Agrocybaceae. The transcript has 5 exons. The coding region runs from base 1 to 321 and encodes 106 amino acids. The record is from RefSeq and is a predicted model, not a curated record.